AGUAUGAAUUUCCUUCCGAAUGGAAAUCAGGCGAGGGCCUGCGUUCGAUGGCGUUUUGUUUUCCCACCGUGAAUGAGUUGCUUCUCGUUUCUAGCUCGCGUGGAUUUCGCUUCGGCAAAAAAAGUGUGCGAAGGGCGCACAUGUCGAGUUUCUCAAGGGUGCGAUUUUACAAAAGUUUUCAAAGAUUGCAGGGAGCGAUUUGUGGAAAGUUGAAAUCGAGGGAGAUUCGUUGCUAUUAAGCCUCAUUUCGGAUGAAUUUAUAAUGCGCGAGGAUUCACUCGAGCAUCGCGCAGGGACUUUUCCCUCCCUCAGUCAGUGGUGGGAUUUCAGUCGAGCCGGAAUCGCAAUGGACAGGAACCAGACGGCCUCGCACAGGCAGAUACUGGACGCGAACGUCUCGGCUUUGAGAUUCUUUGGAUUCUGGGCCCCGGGUCCGGGGUCUCCGAGGCUCUGGAAGCUGCUCUAUCCGUUCUACAACAAAAUCAUGCUCGCCCUCAUGUGCUCGUUCGCCGCCACGAUCGUUGCUGAUCUGUGCACGAACUACGGAGACUUGAUGAUACUGACUGACGACGGUUGCUUCAUCGCGGGUGUUUCCGUCGUAAUUUUCAAGCUUUUCAACUUCCAGGCACGUCGCGAGAGAAUCGAUCGUUUGAUGAGCGCGAUUCACGAGCCCGUAGAAAUACUGCGUCGCUCGUCCGACGAGGCGGUCGUCAGGCUGGUCAAGAGUUUCGUUCUUCACGAGAAAACGACGGUUUACUUUCUCUCGAGCCUCGGAGGUUUUCUCGUGUUGGCUUUGCUGCUGUUCGUCCCAACGGAAAACGGAUCGCUGCCCAUCCGUGCCAAGUACCCUUUCGACUCGAGGGUCAAACCGAUGCACGAAAUCGCAUUUUUCAUUCAGGCAUCAGCAGUGACGACGACGAUCGUUGCGAUAAUGGCGAUGGACACUAUAGUCAUAGGGUUUUGCAGGUUCACGCAUCUCCAGCUCCAAGUUCUGACCUCGAAUUACCUCAAGUGUAGAAACUCUUCGAGUGAGCGCGGUUCCCUCGAGCUGAGGAAGGGCCAUUCGGCGACGAGCUUUUUCAGACCGCAAGAGGACUUUGUCAUCCGUACUUUCGUCCCAUUUCAUCUCGGGGAAAUUAACGAGACGGAGGACAGUUUUACAAAGCGUUUCAAAACUUGUGUCAAGCACCAUCAGCGCUUGUUCGAAAUCGUCGAUGACAUCAACGAGCUCUUCGGCUCGAGCAUGCUCGUUCAACUGUGCGCGAGCUCCUCCAUGAUUUGUCUCACUGGCUUCCAAGCGGUGCUCGGGGCUAAGGAGAGUGCAAAUUUCAUGAAAUUCGCUCUCUAUCUCGGCGCUGCCUUCUCACAACUGCUGUGCUGGUGUUGGUUCGGCAAUAAACUCAUCUACCAGGUGAUCGAUCACUUAACGCCCGAUCAUCCAAUCCCUCGAACGAAUAAUUUCGUGUCGAUUAUUUUUAACACCGUGAAGAGCGAUUCUCUGGCAUUGAGUCAAUGGUUCUCGGGAUGGGAAGACGAGACAAAUUAUUCUUCGCUUGCCGCCCUGAUCGUCGUUUCCUUGAUCCGGACACGCAGACCGAUGAGCUUGACAGCUGGGAGCUUCUACACGAUGUCGAUGGAAACUUUCAUCGCGAUACUGAAGAGCAGUUAUUCCUUCUUCGCACUUCUAACGACCGUGAACGAAGAGACCUAGAAAUCGCCUCGAGCUUCGACCGAGGGUUUUAAACCACGGCGAAUUUGUGGCAUCCUCGAGCAAGCGAAUAGUCGGUGCAUCGAUAUUUCAUUGUAAAUAGUGAAGUUCAUUGCUCACCGGUAUCUCCACAUAACGAAGGCGCUGACGAAGACGAUGAGGACGAAAAAGCUCGCACCGACGGCUCCGAUCAUGCAGGUCGGACCGCAACCACCGUCCGAAGCUGCUGGAACAGCGACAACGCUUUACUUCGAAGGACUUUCCCAAAAUUUUUCGUUCAACGACUCCAUUAUUUUUUCAAACUUUCAGAAAACGAAUAACAACAAUCGAGGCAACCUUUUUCGCAUUAUUUCUGAUCGGAGUCACUUCCAAAUCUUGGAAUCGC
This is a messenger RNA of Venturia canescens, 2093 nucleotides long. RefSeq names its product odorant receptor 13a-like. Gene Ontology annotation, biological process: sensory perception of smell; detection of chemical stimulus involved in sensory perception of smell. The transcript has 5 exons. Lineage: Eukaryota; Metazoa; Arthropoda; Insecta; Hymenoptera; Ichneumonidae. Bases 263 to 1711 code for a protein of 482 amino acids. Gene Ontology annotation, molecular function: olfactory receptor activity; odorant binding. The record is from RefSeq and is a predicted model, not a curated record. Gene Ontology annotation, cellular component: plasma membrane.